ACCAAUUGCUCUUCCAUAUAUAUAAAAUACAUCAUCAAUGAGCAUAUGUCCACGCCCAAACAAAAAAGUCCUCCUAUAGAUCAUCGAUACUUCUCCAUUCUCUUCUUCUGCAACUUUCAUACCUCUUUAGAGAUUAUUGCUGCAUCCUAUGCAUUGUGAAUUAUUAACUUCAGAUAAUCUUUUAUUCGAUCUGUUUUCACUCAUUUGACUAGGGAAAUCAGAGUAAUUAUGGAAGAUUUGAGCUGGGAAAGAAACAUGUGGUCGUUCCCAUUGAGUAACACCAAUCAUCAUCAGCAACAGCGAGAAAUCGGAGAAAGCUUCGUUUUUGGUUCAGAAAAUGUCAUCCUCAGCCAGUUAACAGCUGCAGCCGGCGGCCGUCAAAUCAGUUCUAAUCCUGUACCCUCAAGUUUUGGUACUGCAAGUCAAUAUUGGUCUCAGGGGAUGGCUGUCAAUGGCUUCAAUGAGGGCAAGAACGUAAUUCCCAUCACCAUCACCACCACUGAUCCAGCAGCUGCAACCGCCACCGUCACGGUCAACUCACUGGAAUCACUCGACUGCUUACUUUCCACCACAAAUAGCAAUGGCGCCGCCGAUACGCCACCGGAUCAAGACGAAUGCAUUUCCGUCAUUUUCUCAGAUUACAAAAAUCUGUGUAACAAUAACGGCGUUUCAUCUGGCGAUUCCAUCACAAAAGAUAUGGAUGAAGGCAUUAUUUCCAAAUGUUCAUCGGAAAAGCUAAGAAAGAGUACCAACGGAUUUUACGACGACAACCCGUCAAGAUUGAAGAGACCCAGAUCAGAUCCAGGUCUACCCACUUCGUCAAAUAUAAAUUUCCGCCAAACAAUGGAUUCCGACGAGCCAGAUUCAGAGGCGAUUGCUCAGAUGAAAGAGAUGAUGUACAGAGCGGCAGCUUUCCGGCCGGUGAGUUUCGCCGAUGAGGAGGCGGUGGAGAAGCCAAAGAGGAAAAAUGUGAGGAUAUCUAGAGAUCCACAGACGGUGGCAGCACGGCAGCGCAGGGAAAGAAUCAGUGAAAAAAUAAGGGUCUUACAGAAACUGGUCCCCGGUGGAAACAAAAUGGAUACAGCUUCUAUGCUCGAUGAAGCUGCAAAUUACUUGAAGUUCUUGAGAUCGCAAGUUAAAGCAUUGGAGCAGGUGGGACAGAAGCUAGAUUACGUGAGAUGUGGUACAACUAUUACUUCAGGCAGUACAAGUCAAAUUAUGCAAAACAUUAACCCUAAUAUUACUCUAGGUGUACCAUUUCCCAUGCAAACCCCUUUUUUACUACCCCAUCAUCAUCAUCAACACCUUUACCCUAACCCACCACCUGCUUGAACCACUUGUACUUGAUGCUGCAGAAAAAGGACAAUCUGGUCGCCAAAAUCUGGUGUUAACUCCAAGAACUCAUGAUAGAGUUAUGAUCAGUUCAUCAUGAAUCAAGAAUCCCCUAAUUUUAUUUGAUUAAAGAUUAAUGGGAUUUGAUCAUAAUUGUGUCAUCAUUGUGUUUCUCUAAAUUUUACACAUUUUGCAAUA
Messenger RNA from Lactuca sativa (garden lettuce), 1530 nucleotides. Its product is annotated as transcription factor bHLH87. The record is from RefSeq and is a predicted model, not a curated record. NCBI's taxonomy places the organism in Eukaryota, Viridiplantae, Streptophyta, Magnoliopsida, Asterales, Asteraceae. Gene Ontology annotation, molecular function: protein dimerization activity; DNA-binding transcription factor activity. Gene Ontology annotation, biological process: regulation of DNA-templated transcription.